Zophobas morio is the source of this 985-nucleotide messenger RNA. RefSeq names its product terpene synthase-like. The coding region runs from base 13 to 945 and encodes 310 amino acids. Gene Ontology annotation, molecular function: prenyltransferase activity. NCBI's taxonomy places the organism in Eukaryota, Metazoa, Arthropoda, Insecta, Coleoptera, Tenebrionidae. Gene Ontology annotation, biological process: isoprenoid biosynthetic process. The record is from RefSeq and is a predicted model, not a curated record. The transcript has 7 exons.
CCAACACUAACCAUGAAUCCAACGCCCAACACAAACGCUUCCAACGACAAUGCAAACCAAGAGGAUGAAAAAAUCGUUCUACAACCUUUCAACCAUUUCAAACAACUGCCACCCUUAAACGACUUCAUAGCGAAAAUCUGGUCAGCCUUUGACUCCUGGUUCCAAAUACCCAAAGACAAAUGCAAAGAAAUUUCGAUUUUAAUGACCAAAUUACUAGCUGGUGUCUACAUAACGGACGAUUUGGUCGACAAUUCGGUACUGCGUAGAGGCAUUCCGACGUCCCAUCUGGUCUAUGGAAGGUCCAGAACGAUUUACUCGUCCAUUUUUGGCACCAUUUCAGCAAUUACCAAAUUCGAUGACCCCAGGGUAGUCGACGUUUUUAUUACGAUGGGUUUAAAGCUGUUUCAAGGGCAGCUUAUGGAAAGGUACUAUACCAGAAACGGGAUAUGUCCAACAGAGGACGAAUACCGGAAAAUAGUGCUUAAUAAAACAUCGCCAACUGUUUCGUUUGGACUACUUCUACAACAAACAUUCGCGAGUCAGAACAGGACGACAAAUUUUGAGCAAGUUCUCGUCACGUUGGGACUGUUUAUCCAAAUUUGCAACGACUACAUCAGUCUGAAGUCAAGUGCCUACGCAGACCUUAAAACUUUCGGGGAUGAUAUAACAGAAGGGAUUUUUACUUUUCCUAUCAUACAUGGUAUACAGUCGCGCCCUGAAGACCACCGACUCAUGGACAUCAUGAAGCAAAAAACUUCCGAUUAUAACGUAAAAAGACACUUUGUGAAACUGUUGGAAGAAUUUGGAAGCUUAGAUUACACUCUAAAAACUCUGAAAAAAUUGAAGCAUGAGCUUGUUGAAGAAACCAAGAAAGUUGCACCGAAUCCGGAUUUAGAGAAGAUUUUAGAUGAUGGUUUAAAUCAUAUAGAAGCUCUUGUGAUGUAACAAUAUUUAUUGUUGUUGAUUUUCAAUAUUCAUUAAAGAG